CACAUGAAUUCAUAAAGGGUGUUUAACAUUUGACAAUUUUGUAGCCGAUCCGAUAAACGGGAACGACCGUCCAAGUUCAGACGAAAGGACAACCAUGGCGUCUGCUACUUCCGGCACCACAUUAAAUGCUUUACUGUUGCCUUGCUCAACAGUGGGGAGAUUAGGGCGUACAUUAGCAACGACAUCUGGGAGGAAGUCCUUCUCACUUUUAUCUCUCUCCCCGGAGCUGGUGUAUCGCUGUGGGCGGCGAUGGAAGAAUGUGACCGCAGCAAGAAAACUUAUAGUUCGUGCCGCGAGAACCGAAUCUAAGGGCGUUUCUCUUGGUUCCAGAGCUCCUAAUUUUGAGCUGGAGGAGCCGCUCACAGGGAAUAUGUGGACAUUAGAGGACUUCGAAUCUUAUCCGGCAUUACUGGUUAUGUUCAUUUGCAAUCAUUGUCCAUUUGUUAAGCACUUGAAAAAGGACAUUGUGAAGCUUACAGACUUCUAUACAAAGAAAGGACUCGGAGUGGUUGCAAUAUCAUCAAACUCCGAAAUUACUCACCCACAGGAUGGACCAAUUUUCAUGGCAGAGGAUGCGAGACUUUUUAAUUAUUCAUUCCCAUACCUUUAUGAUCGUACACAAGAUGUUGCAAGAGACUAUGGCGCUGUUUGCACCCCGGAGUUUUACUUAUUUAAAAAGGAUGGCCGUCGACCCUUUGAACUAGUAUAUCAUGGUCAGUUUGACGACUCCCGGCCAAGCAACAAUGUUCCUGUCACAGGGAGGGACUUGAGCUUGGCAAUUGACCGUGUUCUUAGUGGUCAACCGAUACCACCAAAUCAGAAACCGAGUGUUGGAUGUAGCAUAAAGUGGCAUCCUGCGGGAAAAGUAUAAAUGGAAAUGUGGUUCAUGCUUCCUCAUCGACUUACUAUUUAUAAGGAGCUUUGAAAAGCUAUACCUACCCAAGUGUUUGAGGGUUUCAAGUCCCGUGGUGGAUGAAAGGUGUAGGUUUAGGAGUACGAUUAAAUGAGUAUGUAAGUUAACCGUUCUAAAAAAAACCUUGUUUCACUUAUUUUUCUCUUCUUGGUCGAAUAAUCAACUUCUCUAUGUUUUUUGUGCAUUGGGCUAAGAGUAGGAGCCUAAGAAUGAUCUUAACAUGUCAAAAGUUGCAAUCUAGAAAAAAUUGUCUAGUGCUACUAAUCAUCAAAACUAAUAAUAGAAAGAAUUGUUUGUCAUAUGUUCGAUAUAACAAAUGUCACAUAAAAGAUAAUGGCCGAGAAUGGUCAUGAUGUUGAACAAUCUUGUAGUUGCCAUUAGACUUGCAACAUUAGUGUCUCAGAACGGUUUGGUUUGUUUUUAGAUCUUCGUGGGAGUGAUCUCGCAAUGGUCCAAACUUGGUCUUCUUUCAGACUGUUGGUGGAUUGUCAUUAUUUUUUGGAACGACGAUAUUUUAUUAAGAAAAACUAGCAAGGAGCUAGGAAAACACAAAUACAACUACAUAUUAGAAGAAGCUAAAGCGGGUUAUGCAACCAAUUAAUCCACGAAAAGCUACCAACAAUGUCAUAAAAAAUAAGUGAAAUCCUAGAAUCACGAUGUCGGG
Molecule: messenger RNA, 1577 nt
Organism: Lactuca virosa
Lineage: Eukaryota; Viridiplantae; Streptophyta; Magnoliopsida; Asterales; Asteraceae
Source: the annotation of a GenBank genome assembly